AUGCCACACAAAAUUGGAUUCGUAGUUAUCAGUUCAUCAGGACAUGAAGAUGGCUUCAGUGCAAAAGAACUGAUGGUUCAUGCACCAACAGUCAAUGGAUGGAGAUCACCAAGACUCUGCCAGUAUCCACAAGAAAUCGUCCUUCAGAUGGUGGAGAGAUGUCGAGUUCGAAAGCUGCAAUUACUCGCUCAUCAGUAUAUGAUUUCAAGCAAAAUUGAGUUCUACAUUACUGAAAAUCUGCCUGAGUACUUUGCACCGUAUCAGUCAGAGCGGUUUCGCAGACUGGGUUAUGUCUCUCUCUCAGACAAUGAGAAGACCGGGUACAAAGCACGGGAGCUGAAGUCAGUCUACGUGGAUGCAGUAGGACAGUAUCUAAAACUCACUUUCCAUAAAAAUUACAUCAAUAGAUACAACUUAUACAGUCAGGUUGCUCUGGUAGCAAUAAAUAUAAUUGGGGAACCUGCAGACUACAGCAAUGACAGCAAUAAUCCUUCAAGAGAGAAGCUGAUUGACCAUUACCUUGGGAACAAUCCAGAUGACCUAACCUUAGAUGGAACAUACCUUGGAAAACCUGACUCUAUUUCACCACUGGAUGAUUUGGCUUUUGAUAUGUACCAGGAUCCAGAAGUUGCUCAGAUAAUUCGUAAACUGGAUGAGAAAAAGCAUGAAGCUGUCCAUCAUGAACGUUAUGACUAUGCCAAGAAACUCAAACAAGCUAUUGCUGACUUGCAAAAGGUUGGGGAACGACUCGGGCGGUAUGAGGUAGAGAAGCGCUGUGCUGUAGAGAAGGAAGAUUAUGAUCUUGCUAAACAGAAGAAACAGCAGAUGGAAGAGUACCGCCUGAAGGUGUAUCAGCAACUGGAGCUGCACAACCUUCUGGAUCCAGAGCUGAUGAUCCAAAGACCUCCUGAAUUGCCACUUGAGCCUAUGGUUUAUUCAGUUAGCCCUCGGCAAAAGAAACCCAUGCAGUCACCCCAGCAUGAGAAAACAGAAGCACAGAAGAUUGAGCCUUUGCCACAAGAAAAGCCACCCAAGACAACUUCCCCUGAGCCCAUUGUUCCUGAACACUCCGCUUCUCCUGUUGCCCAGCCACCAGUCUCUGUAGAGGGUUUUCCAAAGAUAAAUGUUGAAUUUUUGCCAUACGAUGAGAGACCUCUUCCAGCUAUUCGUAAGCAGCAUGAGGAUGGAUUUGCCUACCUUGAGCCAGAGAUGAAUGAAGAAGAUAUCAGUGAUACUCCAAGAAGUGGCAUCACUGGGGAACCAGAACCAUUAACUGAGAAAGUGCUGAGGGAGGCUAGCCCUGCCAUUGAAGUUUUCGGAGAGGCCUUGGUUGCAGGAGCAUAUUCCAAGACUUGGUCGUAUCGAGAAGAUGCAUUGCUUGCUAUAUAUAAAAAGCUGAUGGAAAUGUCUGCCAGCACAUCUAAGGAUGAUUUAAAGAAUAUGCUUAGAGCUGCUGUCUUUCUUAUAAGAAGAGCCAUAAAAGACAUAGUGUCUUCAGUUUUCCAAGCUUCCCUGAAACUUUUGAAAAUGAUCAUCACUCAGUAUAUACCAAAGCAUAAACUGGGUAAACUGGAAACAGCUCAUUGUGUGGAAAGAACGCUUCCAAAUCUGCUUUCUAGAACAGGAGACUCCUCAACCCGUCUUCGUAUUGUGGCUGCCAACUUUAUUCAGGAAAUGGCACUAUGUAAUGAAGUUAAACCUCUUCAAAUCAUUCCGGUUCAUCUGGUCCAGCCAUUGAAACCAAAUUCCCCUACUCAUCUGGCAAUGAGUCAGGUGGACUUGGUGGAACGGCUGUUGAAAGACCUGGGAACAGAAAACUCUGGGUUUACCAUUGACAACGUCAUGAGGUUUGCGACAGGGGCAUUGGAGCACAGAGUAUAUGAGGUACGCGAUACAGCAUUACGGAUUAUCUUCGACAUGUACAGGCAGCACCAGGCCAUUAUACUGGACUAUCUUCCUCCAGAUGAUGCCAACACACGCAAGAAUGUUCUCUAUAAAACACUCUUUGAUGGAUUUACAAAAAUAGAUGGUAGACUUACUGAGGCUGAGCUUAGGGCACAGAAAAAGGCGGCCACAGAAGAAGCAGAAAAACAGAAGAAAGAGGAGAUUACGGUCCUGCAAGGGCAGCUAGCAGCACUGAAGGAGAUCCAGGCAGAAGUUCAGGAGAAAGAAAAUGAUUUUCAAAAGCCAAAGACUCAAGGUGAGCAGGUAAAGAAAGUCACCCUACCUGCGGCAACAGAGAUUCCAGAUGAUCAUUCCUCGGUUGCAAAUUAUUUAGAUAACCUAUGCAUUUUUUGUGGUGAAAGGGACGAAUCCUUCACAGAGGAAGGCUUGGAUCUCCAUUACUGGAAACAUUGCCCUAUGUUGACAAGAUGUGAGCACUGCAAACAGGUGGUGGAGAUAGCAAGCCUGACCGAGCACUUGCUGACUGAGUGUGAUAAAAAAGAUGGCUUUGGGAAAUGUCAGCGCUGUAGCGAGGCCAUUCCAAAAGAGGAACUGCCCAAACAUGUGAAGGGAAAGACUUGCAAUCCUGCAAAACCAGAAAAGGUGGCAAACCAUUGUCCAUUGUGCCAUGAAAACUUCGCCCCAGGAGAGGAGGCCUGGAAAUCUCACCUAAUGGGUAAAGAUGGCUGUAGAAUGAAUCUGCGGAGGGCGCAUACACUAAAUAAAACCCUGCUGAUGCAGCCUGGCAAAGCAGCAGGAUUAACCGUAACCAAAUCCAGUCCUACAGCAACAAAGUUUCGAUCCCCCUCUGUAGGAAGCAAGAUCCCUACCCCAAAAGGGGGCCUGAAUAAAAGCACUGGCAGAACAUAUGCAAAGCGAUGA
Messenger RNA from Emys orbicularis (European pond turtle), 2826 nucleotides. It is a transcript of the gene CEP104, whose product is annotated as centrosomal protein 104. The record is from RefSeq and is a predicted model, not a curated record. The transcript has 21 exons. Gene Ontology annotation, cellular component: cilium. Bases 1 to 2826 code for a protein of 941 amino acids. Lineage: Eukaryota; Metazoa; Chordata; Testudines; Emydidae.